Messenger RNA from Camellia sinensis, 2482 nucleotides. RefSeq lists its product as uncharacterized. The record is from RefSeq and is a predicted model, not a curated record. NCBI's taxonomy places the organism in Eukaryota, Viridiplantae, Streptophyta, Magnoliopsida, Ericales, Theaceae.
GUACACGUGCUCCUCUCUCUCUCUCUCCUCUUUUCAUCUUCUUUGCUUCCUGCAUGGAUUUCUCCUCCAAAUACAGUGUAUGCAUAAAUGUAUAGAGAGAGAAAGUAAGAGAGAUGAGAGAGAGUAAACCUCUCUCACUUUUUGAUUUUUCUUGUUUGGCUUGUUCAUUGCCAUCAUUAGCAACAAAGGUAACACACCCAUCUCUUCAAAUUUGAUCGUUUCUUCAAACUUCAACUACCCAACAGCUACUAGUAGUGAGUGAGAAAGAGAAAUACAAAACAAAGUCACUCAACAUCUUCACCACUCUUCUCUUCCUUUGCUUCUUCUCUAAUCUCUACCUCAAAUCUUGAAUUUUCAAUGAAAUCUGAGAUGGGUAUCUCAGAAAACUUUCGAUCCACUCGAAUUUUCUCUUCAGAUUUUAACUUUUAAUCCAGUUUCUUGAUCUGGGUUCUUGUAUUUUCUUUAUAUUCCUCUGUUUCCUUAUCAUUUUGGGGUCAUAAAGUGUGAAUGAGAUCACAAUUGUGACAUCUUUUCAAAUUUUGUGAUCAGAUUUGAACUUUUCUUUUACUCCUCCUGAUUGAUCUUUGUUUCUCUGUUGAAUUGUAUUUCUUGAUGAGAUUAAAUCCUGACAACUUUUCAAAUUCUGUGAUCAGAUUUGAACUUUCUUUUACUUCUUCUAUCUCUGCUUCUCUAUUUCUAAUCAAUGGAAGAAGAUCAAGAGCUUAAACAUGUGUGCAAAUUGUGUAACAAGAGCUUCCCCUGUGGUAGAUCCUUGGGGGGUCACAUGAGGUCUCAUGUGAUAAACUCAGCUGAAACAGACAAAAAGCUCAACAAAAGCAAGCUCUCAUCAGUCAACAAUGGCGGAGGAGCUAUUGGUACUCCUGUUAGUUAUGGCCUCAGAGACAACCCCAAGAAAACUGGUAGAUUUGCAGAUUCAAAUGAAAAAACUAAUUUGUUGCUACAUGACAAGGUCUGCAAAGAAUGUGGUAAAGGUUUUCAAUCAUGGAAAGCCUUGUUUGGCCACAUGAAGUGUCACUCUGAGAGAAUUUCAAGCACUGUGGAGGAAGAUUCUUGGACCAGUGCUGCUAACAAUGAAUCGACAGUGGCGGCUCCUAAUAGGAAGAAGAGAUCAAGGAGAGUGACAAGGUAUAUCGCCACUGAAACUUCUUCUUUGUCUAUUGCUAAUAAUAAUAAUAAUGGGUCAUCAUGUGUUUGUGAGAAUGUGCAAGAGCAAGAAGAGGUUGCUAUGUGUUUGAUUAUGCUUUCUAGGGAUGUGGGUAAUAAGGGUAGUGGUUUGAAUUAUGUUGCUGAGUCUUCUGAUGAAGUUGGAUCAUCUAUUAGAAGCAAUGGAAUUGCUAAGAAUUCUUGGUCUGAUGGUAGUGAGGCUGUGAAGUUUAAGAAGCUGAGAAAUGGAAAGUUAGAGCCUGCUAUUUUGGGCUCUGAGAAUUCACACUUUGUCACUAAACAAUCAGAAUUUGGUCCUUCUGGGGUUUCAAGAAAUGGGUCUAAAUCUAAACUAAAAAUUUCAGAUGUUUGUGUUGAUGGGUCUGGAAAUGACAAAACCAAGAAGCCUAAAGUGGAAGAUGGGACUGAAUUGGGGGAGAAUGUGAUGAAGAAAUUGAAUUCCAAGAAGAGCAAGAAGCAGUGGCUCAAUCUGUUGAAUCCUGAAUUGGGUGAUGUUUGGGAAACAGAAAAGGACAAGGCUUUGGAAAAUAAAAGCAAAUUUGAGUGUACUACAUGUAACAAGACUUUCCACUCAUACCAAGCUCUGGGAGGUCACAGAGCCAGCCACAAGAAGAUCAAAGGCUGCUUUGCUUCGAAAAUCGACAGCGGCGAGAACAGCAUUGAAGAAACAGAGAUCUCACCAGACCCAACUGUUGAUGCUAAGCUGAUCAAAGUCCUAAAAAAUGAGGACCCAAUAGAGACAAGUCCUGUGACAAAGAAGAACAAGGGACAUGAAUGCCCAUUUUGCUUCAAAGUUUUCUCAUCAGGCCAAGCUUUGGGGGGUCACAAGAGAUCACACUUAGUUGGAAGCAACCAAAGUACUGUAAUUCAGAAACCUGUACCAGAGAUUCGAGACGUUCUUGAUCUGAAUUUGCCUGCUCCAGUUGAAGAAGAGAGCAGUACUGAGCAAGUUGGGUUCAAACCAUGGUGGUUUGAAAUUGCAAGAAAUCACAAGCAUGAGCCUCUGUUUGGUUUGAUCUCUUAACUGAUCAACCUAGCCCUAGCCUUGGUUUUUCAUCAAAGAUUUGAUCAGGAGUGUACAGAUUCAUUAAUUCUUUACAUAAAUUGAGUGUUUUCCCAGGCACCAAUUCCAUUUGCUGCUUGCAGCUUGUAAGUAGCAGCCACUCUUCAACUUCAAGAGUUAUUUACACAAGUUUUUGCUUGUUUUUUAAGUGUUUGUUAAGAGAAUAAUUUUAACUUUGUGAAAUUUAAGCUCAUUAAUAUGAUUUUAUCUCAAAACUCUGUUACUGUGAUUGAA